Contarinia nasturtii (swede midge) is the source of this 1751-nucleotide messenger RNA. RefSeq names its product tyrosine--tRNA ligase, cytoplasmic (gene TyrRS). The coding region runs from base 133 to 1719 and encodes 528 amino acids. Gene Ontology annotation, molecular function: tyrosine-tRNA ligase activity; tRNA binding; ATP binding. The transcript is spliced from 7 exons. Lineage: Eukaryota; Metazoa; Arthropoda; Insecta; Diptera; Cecidomyiidae. Gene Ontology annotation, biological process: tyrosyl-tRNA aminoacylation. The record is from RefSeq and is a predicted model, not a curated record.
CACCAGCAACUUCAACGCUAUUUUUUUUCCUUUCACAAUAUAUCGACACAUAGUAGUGCAUGUGCGAAUUCAUUGUGACAAAUCACCAAUGAACGUUUGUCUUCUUCCAUAGGCCGAAAAAUUCAACCAAAAAUGGCAUCAACACUAACCGCUGAACAGAAAAAAGAGUUAAUAACUCGAAAUUUGCAGGAGCAUUUGGGUGACGAGAAAUUGACAUCGAUUUUGAAAGAACGUGAUCUGACAAUUUACUGGGGAACUGCAACUACAGGUAAACCUCAUGUCGCCUACUUUGUACCAAUGUCGAAAAUUGCCGAUUUUCUUCGUGCUGGCUGCGAGGUUACAAUUUUGUUUGCUGACCUGCAUGCUUAUUUGGAUAAUAUGAAAGCACCGUGGGCAUUGCUCGAAUUACGUACACAGUAUUAUGAAGCUGCCAUUAAAGCGAUGCUGAAAUCUAUCGGUGUUCCAAUUGAAAAAUUGAAAUUCGUGAAAGGAACUGACUAUCAGCUGUCGAAAGAAUACACACUCGAUGUGUACAAACUUACAUCAGUGGUUACACAACACGAUGCAAAGAAAGCCGGCGCGGAAGUUGUCAAACAAGUCGAGUACCCACUCCUGUCUGGGCUUUUGUAUCCCGGUUUGCAGGCACUCGACGAAGAGUAUUUAAAAGUUGAUGCUCAAUUCGGUGGUGUCGAUCAACGGAAAAUUUUCACAUUUGCCGAAAAAUAUUUGCCACAAUUGGGCUAUGAGAAGAGAAUUCAUUUUAUGAAUCCCAUGGUGCCUGGCUUGGCUGGAGGUAAAAUGUCUUCGUCCGAAGAAGAUUCGAAAAUCGAUCUUCUCGAUACACCGGCUGCCGUGAAGAAGAAGCUCAAAAAAGCAUUCUGCGAACCGGGCAAUAUCGAAGAUAACGGUUUACUGUCAUUUGUUAAACACGUCAUUUUCUCACUUUUUAAAGAUGGAGAAGGUUUUGUUGUAAGCCGCAAACCAGAGUUUGGUGGUGACGUUACCUAUACAACAUACCAAGAAUUGGAAGAAAGUUUCGCAAAAGAAGAACUGCACCCAGGAGACUUUAAGCUCGCUGUUGAAAAUUACAUCAAUCGUUUGUUGAGUCCAAUUAGAUCUGAAUUCGAUACGCCAGAGCUAAAAGCAUUGAGUGCAAAAGCCUAUCCAACAGUGAAAGAAACAACGAAAAAGGGUGGUCAACCGGCUGCAGCCGCUGCUGAAACAGUCGAAGAUGGGCCACAUCGUCUUGAUAUUCGCGUUGGUAAAAUUGUAGAAGUGACAAAACAUCCAGAUGCCGAUAGCUUGUAUGUGGAAAAAAUCGAUUUGGGUGAAGCAGUUCCACGAACAAUCGUUAGCGGCCUAGCUAAAUAUGUUCCAAUUGAUCAAAUGGAGAAUCGUUUUGUGGCUGUUUUAUGCAAUUUGAAACCGGCAAAAAUGCGCGGCGUUGAAUCCCAAGGCAUGGUGCUGUGUGCAUCCACUGCUGAAGCGGUUGAACCAUUGAAGAUUCCAGAAGGUGUUGCACCAGGCGAUAAAAUCACAGUCGAAGGCCAUAGUGGCUCACCGGACGUUCAAUUGAAUCCAAAGAAAAAGGUUUGGGAAAAAUUGCAAGCGGAUCUCAAAACUAAUGCCAACGGCGAAGCAACAUGGCAGAAUAAUUUCCUUUUAACAUCGGACGGACAAAAAAUACUCGCUGGUCUUGCAAACUGUUCAAUAAAAUAAACAUCUAAAACGAUUAUUUAUGAACGACCGAA